This is a messenger RNA of Ylistrum balloti, 600 nucleotides long. RefSeq lists its product as uncharacterized. The coding region runs from base 1 to 600 and encodes 199 amino acids. The record is from RefSeq and is a predicted model, not a curated record. NCBI's taxonomy places the organism in Eukaryota, Metazoa, Mollusca, Bivalvia, Pectinida, Pectinidae. The transcript is spliced from 3 exons.
AUGACAUCUGGUUUGGAAUGUUACAAGUGCAGUCACAUGAUCAUUACGUCAAAUCUGACGUACCCGGAUGACGAGGUCAUACGUCAACUGGCUCCCGGGUUAAUCAACACAAAAUGCAGACGCACGGACAGUAACUAUGUUCAAACACAGAACCAACAGAACAAUAUGAACAACAACAAUAACUGGAAUACAGGGAGCCAGACUGGAAUUCUCUACCCGAACACUUGUAAUGUGGCAAGACCAGGGUCACAGAAGGUCGUGAGAUGUGGAGUGUGGGAGGGAGAUGUUUAUGCUACAGUGUUUAGUUCCAAAAAACUGGUGUUGACGAGUUUCGCCUUUGGAUGUGCUGAAGUAGAUGAAUAUUUGGCGUAUGGCUGUUACAGCCAUUCUGGGGAGGAUGCUGACAAGGUUUUCUUCCAGGAGGUUCUGCAGGGAUCCUUCCGCGACAACGUGUAUGUGACCGAUUUCCGUGGACGACUGUGUCUGACCCAAGACGCCGCUUCCCAGCUGAUAUCGAGCGCCAACAAACUUGGAGUAACCACCUUUUUCUGUCUUUUAGUUGUAUCCGUUGUAACUUUCGUUGUCACCAGAAGGUUUUAG